This is a messenger RNA of Xiphias gladius (swordfish), 2805 nucleotides long. It is a transcript of the gene ubac2, whose product is annotated as UBA domain containing 2. The transcript has 10 exons. NCBI's taxonomy places the organism in Eukaryota, Metazoa, Chordata, Actinopteri, Istiophoriformes, Xiphiidae. The coding region runs from base 116 to 1237 and encodes 373 amino acids. The record is from RefSeq and is a predicted model, not a curated record. Gene Ontology annotation, molecular function: protein binding; serine-type endopeptidase activity.
CACCCCCUCACAGCAUGGAUCCUCUCUCCAACUUUAUUUCGGUGUUGUACUGUUAGUUGUGUGUUGCCUUCGGAUUAACGGUCUUGUUCUGGAUUCCGUAGCUCAACUAGACACCAUGUUUACCACCACCGGCUCCCGGGGCCUCUGUAAGUGCACCCAAUCCGCCAUUGAACCAGCGUCGGAAUGUCGCAGUCCUCUCUCCAACGAUAAGGCCCCUCUGUCUAAAGGACUCCUUCUGGUUCUCAAUGGGCUGACUGUGAUGCUAACCCUGCUGCCACAGUACCAGGAGCUGUUUGUAUACAGCGUACAGGCUGUCACGCAGCAGCACCAGGUGUGGAGGUUGUUGUGUGGCAGGCUGGUCUGUCUAGACGUGAAGGAUUCCUUUUGUAGCAGCCUGCUCAUUUACAACUUCCGAAUCUUUGAAAGGAGGUUUGGCACCAGGAAGUUUGCUUCCUUCCUGUUGGGCACUUGGUGUCUGUCUGUGUUGAUGGACUUCCUGUUGGCCCAGGCUUUCCAGUUUCUGUUUGACUAUGAGGUUGAGGAACUGCCUGCAGGACUGCUCGCUCCAGUCUUCUCUCUGUUUGUGCCUUUCUAUCUGUCGAUCCCCAGGAUGCCAGUCACCCAAGUCCUGGGCCACAUCCACAUCACCAACAAGUCUCUGGUCUACAUAGUAGGCUUGCAGCUGUUGACUUCCAGCCCUUUCAUGUGGCUUCUUGCACUCAGUGGACUGAUCUCAGGCGGGCUCUACCACUCCAAUGUUCUCCAGUUACAGAAGCUCCUCUUCGUACCUGCCUGGGUGUCUCGUAUUGGACGGUAUAUUUUGGAGCCACUCUUCUCAAGCUCCCAACCAAGCAGUGAGACGCCUCUGGGGAUGGGUGCCACGCUGGACAUCCAGAGGCAGCAGAGGAUGGACCUGCUCGACCAACAGCUGCUGCUGGCCCAAUACAACGAGGCCAGGAGGAACGCCAGACACCAGCCGCAGGCUGGGUUGUUACAGUGGACCAGGUUGUUCCCCUCCCUGAGACACAGAGGACAGAACCGACCCCCGAUACAGCCCCGCCCCCAGGCUCAGACACACCCAUCCGCACAGUCACCACUAUUGGACAACUCUCCUGUGGCAGAGGAGCAGGUUGCACGGUUGGUGGAAAUGGGCUUUUCCAGGAUUGACGCCCUCGAGGCCCUCAGAGCUUCAAACAACGACAUCAACAUGGCAACAAACUUCCUCUUGCAACACUGAGAGAGAGAAAGAGAGAGAGAGAGGGAGCUCAGUGAGAACAGGUGAAUGAGGACAGAGAGAGAAAGCAGGAAUAGAAGCAACCAAAGCAGAGAAGCAAAAAGCAAAAUGGAGAGAAAAUGUCGGUGAGAAUGAAAGACAGUGAAUAAUGGAGAAUAGGAGAGAAGACAAAAGAAAUUUGUUGCUGUUGUGUCACUGCUCCCCUGAAGCAGUGUUAGGCUGACCCGACCUGAACUGAGCCCGAUAGCAGGCUGAUUAAUGAAGAAGUGUGAAGCACAAAGUGGGAGACAUUUAGGUCACAGCUUUCUGAUGGUCAUCGUAGUGUGAAACAGGCAUCGUAGCUCAAGGCAGACAAGUUGGACCUCUAACUCCAAGGGGAUCCCUAUGAAACAAACUGGGCAGAGCUUUCCUCACAGUACAUAGAGUCUUCAGUCCAGUGGGGGUAAUAAAGAGUGGGAGAUUUCUUUCGAAAAAGAACUGAUAGUGAAGCACACAAAUCAGCCGAAAUCCCACACACACUCCACACGGGUACCACUAGCUAUGUGAAAUAGUUUUAUAUAACACACUGUCAUGUACUACCAUUCUACUUCCAAGAUGGCUACUGUGUAACCAGCAUCCUAGACCCUGAUAACUGGUUAGAGAUGAUAAAUAUGACAUAGAAGAUAAAGAAAAAGAUUCACUAGGUUUUAAAGAGAAGGAUCAGAGAAUAUUAUGUCAUCUGUCUGGUUUUGGACAGAUUUUUAUUUUUCACUGUAACAACGGAACUGAAAAACAGACAUGCAGCGCCUGCUAAAUGAUUAUAUUUAAUUCCAUGAGGAGGUGCAGAGAUCAUGAUUACAUCUUGAGAAUUUAUGAUUAAAGAAUCCAUGAAGAAUGUAACAUACUUUACCAUGACUUUAUUACACAGCUGUUUCUUUAUGUUGGCAGUAUUCCAUGGAAGUAGCAGGGCUCAACCCUUUCCUGCCUGAGAUGCUUUAACAAAGCAGUGAGCGUGAGUGACAGCUACUGCAAGAGCCAGAUUUCUUUUAUAGCCUACUGGUUUGGCCCAUUUGUAACUCUACAAGCACAGUAUCGGUGACAGACAGGGUGUUUGGCAGGAUAAAGGUUAGAUGGGCUAUCUCAGGGUCUCUGAGGCGACUUGUUCUGUUAAUGACAUAUUCACAUUUACAGACACGAGUGCACACUUACAUAUGCACAAUAGCCUAGAAAGGAAGUCAUGUUUCACACCUUUGACGGUUUGUGUCUCUUAUCAUUUCAUGCUCUCUCGUGCAUAUGCAGACACUCCUCAAGGAUUUAUUUAUUCUGUCUUAACUGAGUUUGAGUCUUUUCUCUGCCAGCACUGCAAUGUCUGAAUCUUAGCAAGUCUUAAAAGUCUGAUGAUAUUUAUUAUGCAAUAUCAUGACAAGUGAAAUUUAUGGAGACUAUGCGCUGCAUAGUAAUUACUUUGUGUAUAUAAAAGUGAAAACAUUUUUGUGCAACAGAAGUAAUAUUGCAGCCACUAUGUAUCGAUGUCAAAGAAAGACGUUUGUUUUAUAUUUUGUGCAUAAUAAUAUUGAUAAUAUAUGACCACU